This is a messenger RNA of Lates calcarifer (barramundi perch), 3926 nucleotides long. RefSeq names its product monocarboxylate transporter 12-B. The record is from RefSeq and is a predicted model, not a curated record. Gene Ontology annotation, biological process: monocarboxylic acid transport; transmembrane transport. Gene Ontology annotation, molecular function: monocarboxylic acid transmembrane transporter activity. NCBI's taxonomy places the organism in Eukaryota, Metazoa, Chordata, Actinopteri, Centropomidae. The coding region runs from base 429 to 2264 and encodes 611 amino acids. The transcript has 9 exons.
CAUAUCCUCAGUUUGCGGGCUCUGUUGAGCUGCAGAGCACCGUCGGGGUGUUUGCAGAACAGGCAACUGCACGAAAACGUCUUUGUUGAAUUUUUAUAUUUUUUUAAAUCGCUUGUUUGUGUUUGUGUCUGAAGAACACUUGAGCCAUGAAGCGGUGAUACAGAGGAGCAGAGCCCGACUGGAGGUUGAUACACUGAUGAAGAGGAGGAGGAAUAAGGAACAAACCAGGAAAGGAGGAAAGGAGUCCUUGAAGGCAUCUGAAGAUCAUUAUGCAAGGGACUGGUUUUGACAGAGCCACGACUGGCCAAUGAAAACGUGCUGUACAUUUAGAAACCAAAGUCGAACACUGAGGAGUAGAGUUAGUUGUGAACCCCAGCAUCCCUUGUGUGGAAUACUGAUGCCAAUCUUCCUUGUGAUUGGCCGGAGCGAUGGAUGUCACCAAGGAGAAGUUCAAAGGAGGCAGAAGGACGUCUGGGGUCACAACCCCACCGGAAGGCGGCUGGGGUUGGAUGAUUGUUGCCGGCUGUUUCCUCGCCACAAUCUGCAUCCGAGCAGUGACCAGAUGUGUCUCCAUGUUCUUUGUGGAGUUCCAGCUGCACUUUGAGAAGGAUUACUCCACCACCGCCUGGAUCCACAGUCUGAUCGACUCCACCACCAUGCUCUGUGCUCCUCUGGGUGGUUUCCUUGGGAGCCGUCUCUCCUGCAGAGCAACUGUGAUUCUGGGAGGUCUGCUGUCUGCUGCUGGUCUGGUCCUCAGCUCCUUCGCUUCAAGUCUGGAAUAUCUCUACAUUUCCCUGGGCCUCCUCACAGGUCUUGGCUUUGCUCUCAGCUUCACACCAGCCGUAGCGAUGGUUGGGAGGUACUUCAAUGAGAGGAAAGCUCUGGCCUAUGGCAUCGCCCUGUCUGGUAGUGGCAUCGGGACCUUCAUCCUGGCUCCUGUGGUCCAGCUGCUUAUAGAGCAGUACUCUUGGAGAGGAGCUCUGCUCAUCUUGGGAGGAUUUGUUUCCAAUUUGUGUGUUUGUGGCGCUCUGAUGAAGCCACUGGAACCAAGAGGAGGUGAAAGCUCACAGAUAUGGGAGAACAACAUGACUAACAUGGAGCAAGAUUGCAUGACAACAAUGCUGGAUUCCAAAGACACAGAACAAGUACCUGCUGAUUGCAGCCAAGUGGAGCCAAAGCAGCUGGAAUUAAACAACUUAAAAGAUACUCAAGGGCUACUCAUAGCCAACGGAGCGCUCAGAAACAUUGGACUUGAAAAUGACAAAUUAGGUCGGGGGAAAAUAGCACUGCUGACAGGCCGGACAGAUAUGAAGAUAGCUGAAUGUAUUUUAUUUAGUAACAAACUAACAGGGACAAUACAAGGGGAGAUCAAAUGUUCAGAUUCUGCGUUAGCAAAUGGCAGCACGAUUGAGGACAUGAAAUUGGUGGAAAGCAUGAACUUGAACAAGCCAGCUGACAUGGAUGCUAAGAUAAAAGACUCAGGACUCAGUGAAGCCAAACCAACAGAUGCCUGUCUUUUAGAUAAAACCGUCAGCACUCCUCUAAGACCAAUAGUAAACACAAAAACUUUGUCCAGAGGUCACUGUUUUUGCCUCGAGUCCAGGGAGGAGUUUGGAUUUCUUUUAAUACCCAACUUCUUGAUUCUGUCUGUGUCCUUCCUGUUUUUGGCCUAUGGCUGCAGCGCUCCAAUAGUUUACCUGGUUCCUUAUGCCCUCAGUGUGGGGGUGGAGCACCAGCACGCUGCCUUCCUCAUGUCCAUAUUUGGAGUCAGUGGCAUUGUGGGGAACAUCACGUUUGGAUGGAUCACGGACAGAAAGUGUCUGAAGAAGUAUCGCAUGCUGAGCUACAUGGUGGCGAUUGGCAUGGAGGGCCUCUGCUGUAUGUUCAUCCCGCUGCUUCACUCCUUCUCCCUCCUGGUCCCAUUUUCUGUCCUCUACGGGUACUUUGAUGGAGCGUAUGUAGCGCUUAUCCCAGUGGUGACCUCUGACAUUGUGGGCCCCAGCUAUCUCACACACAGUCUGGGUGUGGUAUACUUUCUGCAUGCCAUUCCCUACCUGGUCAGUCCACCGAUAGGAGGUUGGUUAGUAGACAGGACAGGCAACUACGCAGCAACCUUCCUCCUCAGUGGUGCUUCCUACAUGUGCAGCUCUGUGGUUUUAACAACCACCUUGUUAGCCAGACACUGCCGGAGGUCUGAGUCUAACUCGGCUGCACAUUUAAGUCCCAGUCGCACUGCUGCUGCAGUUCAGCAGGACAUCAUAUGACAUGCAACAAUGCUGUUUCUCCAUCUGCACUGAUGUGCACCAUCACCACUGCUGGGCUGUGGAUUUACAAAGAUUACAGUAGGGGUGCUAUUUUGAUGUGUCAUUAUCUGUCGCUGAUGUGUGUGUGUGAAGAACCAGGGCUGAAGAACCUGUGCUUUUUUUUCUUUUUCUUUUUUAAGAAACUACUUCUAUGUUGUGGCUUUGAGACACAGAUCAUGUUAGAAUCACAUGUUAUUUUUUUCUCUUUGUUAUUUAAUGUGGAUAUUAUGUUUCAUGGAACCAAAGAGCUCCCUGAUUCAUUCAAGCCAAAGUUUGCAAGCAGGUUUCCAUUAACAUUCACAGUCUUCAGUGAGCUUUCCAUUAAUAUGGAGCUGUACUAACUGCUCACACCAAUUUAAUGCAGGUUCUAAAGUGUUGCUGUUAUUAUUUAAACUAUUAAUUAAAAAGAUAUUUUUUCUAAACCUGUUUUUUAUUUUCCAAAGUCUUGCCAACUGAUUAUGUUGAACAUUUCAUCAGUGCAUGUUUGGUCUCAAAGUAUCAUCAGAAUCAUGACACUCCUGUUCUAAUUGCCCUUUUUUUAAACAUUGCUCAUAUAAUGUGAUCUGUGUUCGUCUUGCUGGAUCGUCAGUUUCCUGUUAUGAUUGUGUCAUAUUAGAAGAAGCAGAAGAAUGGCAUCAUUUGCAUGUAUCAUUAACAUUUAAAUAAAAUGUUAACAUUUUAUUGUCAGUGGCAAAACACUGCACACGCACAUUCUGUCACUUGGAAAUAGUAGCGAGAUGAAAGGCUGCUGACGAACUAAAAUGGAAGUUAGUGACAGAAAGAGAAAUAAAUACCUCACAUUGCCCCACCUGUAGUUGUAACAAUAUGAAACCAUCUUUUGGCCUGCACCCCUCCAGGGAGUGUGCCAGUGGAGCUGGUCUCAAGUGACAGAUAUUUGGAGAAAGUGAUAUUCAUACAGUGAUUUGUAAUGUAAUUUUAGAUUUUAAUGAACAUCUUGCUUGUGAUAUGCCUUAUAUCUCUGUACAUCCAUGUUAUUAUGAACAGUAACACAUAUCAAAACAUAUCAGACAUGUCUGGGGAUCGGGACAGCACAUGCCACGGCUCUCAGACCGACACAUAUCAUGUAAGCUCGCGUUCUUGAAGUUUCAAAAAUGACAAAUGACAACCUGCAACUUUAACGCACAACAGUAUCUGUACAGUAUUAUUUACAAAUUUUUUGUGCAAUAUCUGAACUUAUCACAACCUGCAUUGCUUUGUCAUACAUCUCCAGAAUUUUUGGAUAAUAAACCAUUUGUGCUUGUGAUGUAGGGAGUUCACAGGGAGGAGAAGAGCCUCCUCAGUGACUUCUGUCUGCAGCAUGAUUAGACGAUUCCUGGGAAAUAAUAGUGCCAGUGACUUAAGACAAGUUAUGAGUCUUCGAUUUGAAAUAGCAUGUGAGCCUCUCCUCCACGCUGUUCCAUCACUCACAGUUACCAUUAACCGCUUUGAAAAUCCCAUUUAAAAAAAUCACUACACCAUGAACGUCUGUGAUGGUUGUGCUUUGUGUGCUGGUCAAAUCAUGACUUGUGCAAAUAAAAUGUAUCCACGCAAUACACUUCCAUAUCAUUUUGCUGUGUAGUUAAUGUGACAGUUUUGUUAAAUAAAGACAAUUAUUCUCAGUCA